GAGCCGGAGUGUGGGAUAGUCGCUGAGAGGUUUAUAAGCCCGGGAGAGCAUUCGAACCGGACAGCGAGAAAGCAAACAAAAUGGAGAAGAACGGAGUAGAUAGUACUGGAGAUGUGUCUCUGGACAAUGCCGUGAAACAGUGGCUAGAGUUUGAUAAGAACAGCAAGACCGCAGCAUGCGUGCGAGACCUGGUGAAGGCGGGAAACGUAGAUGAGCUGCGCAAAUGUUUUGGCACCCGGAUGGAGUUCGGGACGGCAGGGCUGAGGGCCGCCAUGGGGCCCGGCGUGUCCCGCAUGAACGACCUCACCAUCAUACAGACCACCCAGGGUUUCUGUUGCUAUCUGGAGAAGCAUAUUGAGGAUCUGAAGCAGCGUGGUGUUGUGAUCGGUUUUGAUGCUCGUCAGCAUGAACCCAGUGGCUCCACCAGCAAACACUUCGCCUCUCUGGCUGCAGCAGUGUUUAUCAGUCGAGGAGUUCCUGUUCAUCUCUUCUCUGUUUUCACUCCUACACCAUACGUGCCUUUCACUGUAUCUCAUCUGCGUCUGUGUGCUGGGAUAAUGGUGACGGCGUCUCACAACCCCAAACAGGACAACGGGUACAAGGUGUACUGGGAGAACGGUGCUCAGAUCAUCUCCCCCCAUGACAAAGGCAUCGCCUCUGCUAUAAUGGAGAAUCUGGAGCCAUGGGCGGAGUCUUGGGACAUAAGCUCCGCCUCCCAGAGCGAACUGCUCAAAGACCCGUACGAGGACAUGCACCGAGAAUAUCUGCAGUGUGUUCAACAGCACUGCUUCCACAGAGAGCUGAACAAGCGAUCAUCCGUGAAGCUGGUGCACACGUCGGUGCACGGCGUGGGUCACGUGUUCGUUCAGGACGCUUUUAAAGCCUUCGACCUUCGACCUCCGUACGCCGUGGAGGAGCAGAAAGAUCCCGACCCAGAGUUCCCCACCGUGGUGUACCCCAACCCUGAGGAAGGAGCCGGAGUGCUGACCUUGUCUUUUGCACUAGCGGACCGUGAGGGCGCGUCAGUGGUCCUGGCCAACGACCCAGAUGCAGACCGACUGGCCUUAGCUGAGAAACAGCCAAGUGGCGAGUGGAGGAUGCUCUCGGGGAACGAGCUGGGGGCGCUGCUGGGCUGGUGGAUGUUUCAGUGCUGGAAGGAGAAGCAGGGUGAGAAGUUCAGGGCUUCAGUGAAGGAUGUGUACAUGCUGGCCAGCACAGUUUCCUCCAAGAUUCUCCGUGCCAUCGCUCUCAAAGAGGGAUUUCACUUCGAGGAGACCCUGACUGGAUUUAAGUGGAUGGGGAACAGAGCGAAGCAGCUGCUGGAUCAGGGAAAGACCGUCCUGUUUGCCUUUGAGGAGGCCAUCGGAUACAUGUGCAGCCCAGCGGUGUUGGAUAAAGACGGAGUGAGCGCCGCAGCCAUCGCCGGAGAGAUGAUCUCGUACCUGGCGUCCAAAAACACCUCCGUCUCACAGCAGCUCAAAGCCAUCUACGACGAGUACGGCUACCACAUCACCCAGAACUCCUACUUCAUCUGCCACAACCAGGACACAAUCAAGCAACUGUUUGAGCGACUGAGGAACUACGACGGCGAGAACACCUACCCUAAAGAGUGCCGGGGCUUCGCAGUCAGCUCCGUCCGAGACCUCACUACGGGCUACGACAGCAACCAGCCUGACCUCAAAGCUGUCCUUCCUACCAGUAAGAGCAGUCAGAUGAUCACCUUCAGCUUUGCAAACGGGGGCGUGGCCACCAUAAGGACCAGCGGCACCGAGCCCAAGAUCAAGUACUACACCGAGCUGUGUGCUGCUCCAGGGAACAGUGAUGUGACUCAGCUGAAGGCCGAGCUGGACACCCUGGUGGACGCCAUCGUAGAGAACUUCUUCCAGCCUACGAAGAACAAUCUGAUCCCCCGAUCGGAUUAAACACAGGCGAUUGUGCCGAUGGAAGGAAAUCCCCCACUGCCUUAAAACCAAUCCUUUUCAACCCCCACCCACGUUUUCUGUUCAUCCACUGUUCCGCACGAGUUCACACGGAUCUGCACUUUUAGUCUGAACUUAGUCUUACAGUGUUGCCCCUCUAAGCCACGCCCACCCGACACGAAAAUGAUCGGAAAUCUCACGUUAUUCAAACCAAACACGAUUUCUUUUAAUUGUGUCUCUGUUUGUUUGUUUACUUUACCACUUAAUCUAGUCUUCCUCUUGAAGCACUUUAGCACACGCUAAACUAAAGUCUAGACGGUUUUCUUUACUCGUUCCCAGCAUUCAAACACCAAACACGACUAGUGACACAUUUACAUUCAAACACCUUUGUUUUUGAAUCUUUUGACCAAAGUAUAAUGGGAUAAAGCGCACGUGACGAGUGAAACGUUUACAUUCUUUGAUAUUUUAAAUUGCUUCCUUUAUUGUGUCCAUGUCCUGCCUUCAGUGGUGUCCUGCCUGAAUCGCUCGACGCCUGUAGAAACCAUCAGUAUAAUCAGUAGCAUCACACGCAGGAAUCUCACACAGUGAGAAUGAAGUCAUUACUAAAGCAAGAAACACAAUAAACACAAUUCAACACAAGUCUCCUUUCACUGGAGCCACAACUGCACCUCCCACAUACAUCAUCUCCAGCAGAAGCAUCGAUAUUCACCUCAGAACAUCACCCUGGGGUUUUCCCCUGCAUUUUAUCCACGCGUUGCGGUUUUCCUGGGAAUUUGAAAUGAAGGCAAAUUGUGUAUUUUUGUGCAAAUUCUACACAAAAGUAAAAAUAUCAUGAUGUUGCGUCGCCGUAGUGCACGACGAAGCUGUUUUUAACUGUUUGCCCGCUUUUCUUGAAAGAAUCCAUCAAAAUCCGUGAUUCUGAUGGAGUUUAAGACGGCAGAGAAGGUCUUGAUACCCGCAUUGUAACAUCACAAUUCUGAGAGCAUUCCGUACCUUUUUUUUCCCUAUUUCCUGUUUAAAACACAAUUUCAAGUUGUGAUUAGAAUCCAGUGCUGCUUUAAAAAUCUUUGACACAAUCACUUUCUCUCCAAUCUAUAACAUUCCUUUCAUCUUUCUUUUUUUUCUUCAGUUUUACUGUACGAUUUCUAGUUAUUUGUGUGAAAGUGAGUGAGUGCUGCCCCCUGCUGGACAACAUCGAAAUAUUACAUAGUAUAUACUAUUAACAUAUUAAUCAAUCAAUGCUCUAAAUAGAAGUAGAAGUAAAAGGAAUAAUAAUUAAUCAUGUGUUUUUUGUUGUCCUGGUCCACACUCUUCCAGCUGAAUGCUGUGAUGUUCUACUGAGUCAAUGUGAAAGCUUUCGUGUGUUUAUUUUCUUGCCAGAAACUAUUAUAUCAUAUAUUUAAAGCAGACUCCAAGCCGAAGCAGAAACUCCUGGGUUUUUAAACUCCUCCACAGACUUUUCUCAUUGCUUUACACUACUAUUUAUCAGCUUCUCUGUUCAUAGUUUUAUUUAAACAUGCCGCUUUCCUGCAAGUGGAUUUGAGCUGAAAGUUCUUCGGUUGACCUUCUGAAUAAAGAAUCUCACUUGU
This is a messenger RNA of Silurus meridionalis, 3508 nucleotides long. RefSeq names its product phosphoglucomutase 2 (gene pgm2). The record is from RefSeq and is a predicted model, not a curated record. NCBI's taxonomy places the organism in Eukaryota, Metazoa, Chordata, Actinopteri, Siluriformes, Siluridae. Gene Ontology annotation, biological process: purine ribonucleoside salvage; carbohydrate metabolic process. Gene Ontology annotation, molecular function: magnesium ion binding; phosphopentomutase activity. The transcript is spliced from 13 exons. Bases 81 to 1922 code for a protein of 613 amino acids.